UCCCAAUGAAUGUAUUUGGCAGCUCGCUGUCCCUGUCAGCACAGGAUCCCAGCGGAAACCAGAGCUGGGAGGGCUCUUCCUGCCCGGGGGAGGCUUCCCAGGAGUGCGAGGGAUUUACUAAUCGCCACCUUUCACUCCCCCAUCCCUCGCUGUGUCCCACUGAAGGCCAUGUACAGUGGCAAGCUGCAGACAGGUCUGCUGGUGGCUGGCUACUUUGUGUACCUGCUGGUGGGUGCCGCCGUGUUCCAGGCGCUGGAGAGGACUGCGGAGAAGCGGGAGAAAAUGGCAGCUGCCCAGAUGAAGGAGGCUUUUCUGCAGAGCUUCAGGCAGCUCACGGUGGUGGAGAUGGAGCAGUUCAUGAGGAACCUGACUGAAGCCAUUCAAAAUGGAGUAUACCCUGUUGGAAAUGAAUCACAGUUUGAAGAGAGCAACUGGGAUUUCAGUAACUCCUUCUUCUUUGCAGGCACAGUUGUCUCCACAAUAGGCUAUGGCACCUUGCAUCCUAGAACUGUUGGGGGACAGAUCUUCUGUGUGUUUUUUGCUCUGUUUGGAAUCCCUCUCAACAUUGUUUUUCUGCACCGUGUCGGUAAGAUGCUCUCACUGCUGUGUAAAAAGCUGGGGAAAUUCCUGUACGAGAAAGGAAUGAGGAAGAAGAAGAUCAAAUUUCUGACCCUUUUGUUCUUCCUGGCAACGGGGAUCCUAGUUUUUCUGUGCUUGCCAUCAGUCUUCUUCCAGAUAACAGAGGGCUGGUCCUACAGCGAAGGAAUUUACUUUGCAUUUAUCACCCUCAGCACCAUUGGCUUUGGAGAUUAUGUAGUAGGCAAACAGUCUGGCAGGAAAUACUUUUCCUACUACCGAGUGCUGGUGGCCAUUUGGAUUCUUUUUGGCCUCGCCUGGAUUGCUCUGCUGUUUAAUUUAUUGACAACGGUACUUGAAGACACUGAAAAAAUAAUUGUCAAGGAUCUCCAGCAAAUUGGAAAGGUGAGUAAGGACAAUGUAGCAAGCCAGCAAAGAAGAUGCUGGCCUGUUCAGUUUAUUCCAGAAGAAGAACUACCACCACCAUGUGCUGGAGGGGAUGCACAGAAAAUGGAGCCAUUAACAGCAGACUCUGACCACACAGAAAAUGAAAAAAAUUAGUUUUCUAAUAGAACAACUAUUGCCAUAACAUGUAAGAGUUGAAUUCUUCAGUGGAGAGUUGAUAAUUAUUCUAAAGAAAAUCCCAUGGAAAUAAAGUUUUCCUACCUUUUGCUGAGAUACGACUUUUUAGAACUCAAGACUCAAAGUUGCACAAAGCCUGAGUAUUAAUGGUAAGAAAUUUGCUCCUCGAUUUGCAGCUGGGUUGUGCUAACAACCUAAGGAGUGCACUUGCUUUGCAAUGUGUUUUUAAGGUGCUUUCACAAAAAAUGCAGAGGAGGGGCACGGUGGAGCUUGCUGGCUCUAUUUGGAUUUUGCUGCUUGCAAGAAAUCAUGUCUCUUCCAGGAACUGGCAUGCACAAGCUUUUCUGAGGCAUUGCAUAGCACUUUUGGAAGAAGAAAUAAGGGUAUAUAACUGAAUAGAUGCCUGAUUUGAGCCAUCGUAUUGGAUAAAGUGUUGUGGUCUGAGAGACGUGUUUGAAUAGCAAGACCUGGGCUCAGUUCAGAGACAUCAGAAGCAUCUAAUGGACAGGGUUAUGAAAAGGUUAGCAUGGUAGACAUGAUUCAUUCUACCUCUUCCUGGUUUAUACUAGGUUGAAU
Myiozetetes cayanensis is the source of this 1734-nucleotide messenger RNA. Its product is annotated as potassium channel subfamily K member 16-like. Gene Ontology annotation, cellular component: membrane. The record is from RefSeq and is a predicted model, not a curated record. Gene Ontology annotation, molecular function: potassium ion leak channel activity. Lineage: Eukaryota; Metazoa; Chordata; Aves; Passeriformes; Tyrannidae. The transcript has 5 exons. Gene Ontology annotation, biological process: stabilization of membrane potential; potassium ion transmembrane transport. The coding region runs from base 10 to 1137 and encodes 375 amino acids.